GAAGACGGAAGGUCGCUCUUUUAUGUGAAAUUUUUUAGCACACAGAAAGGAAAUUUACGCUUUUGAGUGUCUCGAAUUUGCCCUAAAAAGGAAGCUGAAAGAUUGUACAAGCUGGUUUCGUUCAUGUGUAAGUCUUGACAUACGUUAGCGGUCGAAUCCCAUCUAUUCAAAGUAAAGUUCAUUGAAACAGGCCCCUUAAGACAAUACUGCACGCUUGCAUGUUUGAGAGUUAGAUAUUCUGCCUUUUUUAAUUGAGAAGGAAGAAGGUAACGUACAGAAAUCGGUCAUCCACUGCUAUGAAGCAUAUGAUUGGAUUUCACAUGCAUCAUUCGUCUAUGUGGGGUCGAGCAGGUGAUUCCUUAAAUUUGAUUUUAAGCCUUUUUUUUUCUUACAGUGUGGAGUUUUCAAUCUAUUUUUCUUUUCACACGUCUGACUGAAAAGCCUUCAUCAUCCACUUUAACAACAAGGCUACACUGAAUUAUGCCCUCACCCCCAAAACCUUGGGAAACUAGUAACAAUAGCAAUACAAGUUCAGCAGCAGUAGUAGGAGCAGCAGCAGCACAACCCAUGACUGACAUGUCAACAACCGCAACAACCACAACACCAUCAGGUGUACCCACAGUUCCUAAUCGGCCUUCUACCAUGGGAUUGGGAUCAGCUACUUCUGGAACGACAGCAGGACUAGGCUCGGCUUAUGGAGGUUAUGGAACAACCGGUUAUGGAGGAUAUGGCUCAUCAGGAUACGGUGGAUAUGGCUCAACAGGGUACGGAGGCUACGGUUAUAAUCGUUUAGGAGGAUAUGGAUCAUCUUAUGGGGGAUACGGCUCUUCCUAUGGUGGCUAUGGCUCCACCUAUGGUGGUUAUGGCGGCUACGGCAGUUAUAAUCGAUUUGGAUAUAAUCGAUUUGGUGGCGCUGGUGGUAUGUACGGUGAGAUGGGAGGGCCUAUGGAUGGUGAUUUCAGCUUAACACAAAGGAUGGAAGCUAGUACGCGAGCAACAUUUAAUGUAAUUGAAUCUCUCGUGGGUGCAUUCGGUGGAUUUGCACAAAUGCUGGAUUCAACUUAUAUGGCUACCCACUCUAGUUUUAUGGCCAUGGUAGGAGUAGCAGAGCAGUUUGGAUAUCUGAGGCAGUAUUUAGGCAAUAUAUUUAAUAUAUUUCGGCUGAUACGAUGGCUGAAACGUUUAUUAUAUCGUAUUACUGGACGAACGCCCCCGCCUGAAUUAUUAGAGGAGGAAGAUAGAGCGCAAGAGCAACAACAAGAAGAAGGUAGCGAAAAUACAUUACAGAUCACAGAGCAAGGGGAGGAAGAUGAACAAUUAGAUGACAGCAAAGUUAAAACCAAGCAGCUACAAUAUAGAAGCAAACGCCCUCUUAUCAUAUUUUUAGCUUUGGUAACCGGUUUACCUUACAUCACGUAUAGACUGAUCAAAAGAGCAAAUGAAAAUAGAAAAAGGCAGUUGCAGGAAAGAAUGUUGAUACCACAAUUUGGAGGAGCCCCACCGGAGGUUGCACGGGCAGUCUAUGAUUUCGUAGCAGAAAAUCCGAUCGAAUUACCGUUACGGCAAGGGGAAACUGUUGAAGUCUUGUCGAAAGUAGAUCCAGCAACUGGUAUGCCUUGUGAAUGGUGGCAAGGAAGAAAACCUGAUGGUUCAUUUGGGAUUUUCCCAGCGAACUAUGUACAAAUUGUGAUGUAACUUAUUUAUUUUAGAGGAUUGAUUUCCAACCAAAUGAUAAAAAGGCAGCAUUAGACAAGAUAUCACCCGUAGAAAGGGCUUUACUAUAUACCAGCAAUUUCGAUAAGACUCGAUAGAACCUGCACAUAAUAGCUAAAAAAUUCUUCUUAAUUCAAUUUUUUAAAUAUUUCAAAAAAAAAAAAGUUUGCUUU
Molecule: messenger RNA, 1886 nt
Organism: Mycotypha africana
Lineage: Eukaryota; Fungi; Mucoromycota; Mucoromycetes; Mucorales; Mycotyphaceae
Product: Peroxin 13, N-terminal region-domain-containing protein
Exons: 2
Coding region: 481-1695 (404 amino acids)
Biological process (GO): protein import into peroxisome matrix, docking
Cellular component (GO): peroxisomal membrane; peroxisome; peroxisomal importomer complex
Molecular function (GO): protein binding
Source: RefSeq, a predicted model, not a curated record